UGUUUUAUUGUUUUCAGGGUGCUGGGUGCACUGCACUGGUGGUAGCUGUGGUGGCAAGGAAGUUAGAACUUACCAAAGCUGAAAAACAUGUGCAUAAUUUCAUGAUGGACACCCAGCUAACUAAAAGAGUGAAAAAUGCAGCGGCCAAUGUACUCAGGGAAACAUGGUUAAUUUAUAAAAACACAAAGCUGGUUAAAAAGAUAGACCAUGCAAAAGUAAGGAAACAUCAGCGCAAAUUCUUGCAAGCUAUUCAUCAAUUAAGAAGUGUAAAAAUGGAACAAAGGAAACUGAAUGAUCAAGCCAACACUUUGGUGGACCUGGCAAAGACUCAAAACAUCAUGUAUGACAUGAUUUCUGACUUAAAUGAAAGAAGCGAAGAUUUUGAGAAGAGAAUUGUAACUCUGGAAACCAAACUGGAAACUUUAAUUGGUAGCAUUCAAGCUCUCCCUGGACUGAUUAGCCAGACAAUCAGCCAGCAACAGAGGGAUUUCCUCGAGGCUCAGAUACAAAAUUAUGAUAAGCAUGUUGCCUACAGUGCUGAACGAUCACGAUCUUUGUCAAGAAGAAGGAGAUCAUCCUCCACAGCACCACCAACUUCAUCAGAGAGUAGCUAGAAGAGAAUACGUUAACCACAAAAUAAAGACUUUUUGCCAUCAUAUGGUCAAUAUUUUAGCUUUUAUUGUAAAGCCCUAUGGUUCUAACCAGUGUUAUCUGGGUUCUGAUGUCAGAAUCCCGGAAACCUGAACAUGUUUUAGGCCAAAAUGAGUGAAAACCCUUCUUUUUUCCCCCCUCCUCCUCUCAGAUGCACAGCGAAUGCACCUAUUACUGCUAUAUUAGAUUGUUCCUCCUGUAAUUUCACUAACUUUUUACUCAUGCACUUCAAACAAACUUUACUACUAUAAUAUAUAAUGUAAUAAAAAGGUUAAUUUCUGCACAUAGUUGCUUGGUUACUUGGACUUAACAACUAAAAUAAUGCUCACAAUCAAUAGGCCUAAUUAUAAACUUUUAAGAAACAAAAUUAAAGCUUCAUAAUUAUCUCUCAG
Messenger RNA from Phaethon lepturus (White-tailed tropicbird), 1043 nucleotides. It is a transcript of the gene KCNN2, whose product is annotated as potassium intermediate/small conductance calcium-activated channel, subfamily N, member 2. NCBI's taxonomy places the organism in Eukaryota, Metazoa, Chordata, Aves, Phaethontiformes, Phaethontidae. Bases 102 to 614 code for a protein of 170 amino acids. The transcript is spliced from 4 exons. Gene Ontology annotation, biological process: potassium ion transmembrane transport. The record is from RefSeq and is a predicted model, not a curated record. Gene Ontology annotation, molecular function: small conductance calcium-activated potassium channel activity; calmodulin binding. Gene Ontology annotation, cellular component: neuronal cell body; plasma membrane; neuron projection.